Castor canadensis (American beaver) is the source of this 7211-nucleotide messenger RNA. It is a transcript of the gene Fads3, whose product is annotated as fatty acid desaturase 3. Gene Ontology annotation, molecular function: oxidoreductase activity, acting on paired donors, with oxidation of a pair of donors resulting in the reduction of molecular oxygen to two molecules of water. The record is from RefSeq and is a predicted model, not a curated record. Gene Ontology annotation, biological process: lipid metabolic process. Lineage: Eukaryota; Metazoa; Chordata; Mammalia; Rodentia; Castoridae. Gene Ontology annotation, cellular component: membrane.
CCUGCGCGGAAAGCCGGGCAGGCGCACGCUCGUACGGCGGCCGCAGCGGCAGGGCGGGGCCGACGGGAGCGGGUGGCGGCGGAGGAAGGACCCCCGAGCGCGACCUCGCCUCUCUCGGUGUCUCGCUCCGCCCUCAUCAUCGUCCCGGGGCCCCAAGGACUUUUGCGCGCAGCCAUGGGCGGCGUCGGGGAGCCCGGCGGGGGGUCGGGGCCUCGGGAGGGGCCCGCGCAGCCAGGGGCGCCUCUGCCCACCUUCCGCUGGGAGCAAAUCCGCCGGCACGACCUGCCGGGCGACAAGUGGCUGGUCAUUGAGCGCCGCGUCUACGACAUCAGCCGCUGGGCGCAGAGGCACCCCGGGGGCAGCCGCCUCAUCGGCCACCACGGCGCUGAGGACGCCACGGAUGCCUUCCACGCCUUCCACCAGGAUCUCCAUUUUGUGCGCAAGUUCCUGCGGCCGCUGCUGAUAGGAGAACUGGCCCCAGAGGAGCCCAGCCAGGAUGGAGCUCAGAAUACCCAGCUGAUCGAGGACUUCCGAGCACUGCGCCAGACAGCCAAGGACAUGAAGCUGUUUGAGGCUGAUCCCAUCUUCUUUGCUCUCCUGCUGGGCCACAUCCUGGCUAUGGAAGUGCUGGGCUGGCUCAUCGUCUACCUCCUGGGCCCUGGCUGGGUGUCCAGCACUCUUGCUGCCCUCAUUCUGGCCAUCUCUCAGGCUCAGAGCUGGUGUCUGCAGCAUGACCUGGGCCAUGCCUCCAUCUUCAGGAAGUCCCGGUGGAACCAUGUAGCCCAGCAGUUUGUGAUGGGGCAGCUGAAGGGCUUCUCUGCCCACUGGUGGAACUUCCGCCACUUCCAGCACCAUGCCAAACCCAACAUCUUCCACAAGGACCCGGAUGUGACAGUGGCACCUGUCUUCCUCCUGGGGGAGUCAUCUGUGGAGUAUGGCAAGAAGAAACGCAGAUACCUACCCUACAACCACCAGCACCUGUACUUUUUCCUGAUUGGCCCACCACUUCUCACCCUGGUGAACUUUGAAGUGGAAAAUCUGGCAUACAUGCUGGUGUGCAUGCGGUGGACGGACUUGCUCUGGGCCGCCAGCUUCUACUCUCGCUUCUUCUUGUCCUACAUCCCCUUCUACGGUAUCCCUGGGGCACUCCUCCUCUUUGUUGCUGUCAGGGUCCUGGAGAGCCACUGGUUUGUGUGGAUCACACAGAUGAACCACAUCCCCAAAGAGAUUGGCCAUGAGAAGCACCGGGACUGGGCCAAUUCUCAGCUGGCUGCCACUUGCAACGUGGAACCCUCACUCUUCAUUGACUGGUUCAGCGGGCACCUCAACUUUCAGAUCGAGCACCACCUCUUCCCCACAAUGCCGAGGCACAACUACCGCAAGGUGGCCCCACUGGUCAAAGCACUGUGUGCCAAGCACGGCCUGCAUUAUGAGGUGAAGCCUUUCCUCACUGCCCUGGUGGACAUCAUCAGGUCCUUGAAGAAGUCUGGCAAUGUCUGGCUGGACGCCUACCUCCACCAGUGAAGGCAGCAUCCGCCUGGGCGGAGAAGGGGUAAGGGCCCAGGGCCCCAGCAAUCACCGAGCCACCCCAGGCAGGAUCUACAGCCCCACCCUCACCCCCACGGUGUGCCCUGCCUGCCCACCUGGUCCUGCCAUCCUCCCCGGUCAGCAGCACUAUGGCUGCAGCUCUGUGCCCAGCAGGACCAGGGCAGAGGGAGGGUUCUCAAAGCCACAUGGUGAGCACAGCAUGUUUUCCUAGAGCAAAAGUGGGGGGAGACUGUUAUUUUUAUAUAAAAACCAACCUAGAUAUAUUACGGAGUAGUGUUGAAUGUGCAUGAAUUUUGGAACUGGAGUGUGACACCCAGACCCCUCAGAGGGGCCAUCAAGGGUGUGGACAGGGGAUGGGGAAUAAGGAGUACCCCCUUUGCCAUGGGUGCUCUGGGUUCAGCUCAGAUUUGCCUGACGGCUUGAGUCCUUUAGCCUCAUCCACUCACCAGCACCCUGAGGCAAGUCAUGUGCACAAAGCCCCAGGGCUGAGGCCCACAUCUGCAGGGCCCCCUGGGGGGGGCAGGGGAUGGGGAAAUCGGCAUGUCCGGCUCUGUACUGGCCUCGUCCUAUAGUCCUUCUCAUACUCCUCCAGGCAACUGGGCUUUAGAGGGCACCAGAUAGUCAAGCAUCAUGCGGGCAGUGGUAGUGAAGCCUGUGCGUAGCAGCACCCGUCUCUCCCAGGCCCACCUGCUUGCCUGCAGUCACUGCACUGAAUAAACCAAGCUCCUGAAGUGUGGCCAUUCUGUCCCUGAGUCCCUGGAAUCUGAGGACACAUCUUUGGGCAGAGCACAACGGGUGCAGCUAGACUGUAGUAUGUUUUUUGGAUAAACCCAGGGCCUUCCCAUGCUAAGGGUGCACUCUGCCACUGACCUAAACACCCUCACCUGGGGAGGGCAUUGAGUUGCUUCCUGGGUGUCCUGAAGGUAAGCGAGAAGUCAGAGGUGGACUGCCAGGCCCCUCUGCUUCCAACACCAACACUCAACAGCUCUGAGUUGACCUGCAGGUGUCAUUUGAAGACGCGUCGGCAACUUUGAACAAGCAGCACAGUUGAAAUGCUGAGGUUAGACUUCUCCUAGGGCCUUUCUGGCAUGGGAGCUAGUAUCACCACCCCCAGCUAUGGGGAUGGCCCCCACUUUUGGUCGGAGUUCCCAUUCGUCUGUAUCGGGUUUCCUUUUAAAGGUAGAAAGGGUAUAGAUACUGUAAUUCUUCUUAUGUCCCCUCUCCACCUCUCCACCAGGAUGACACUGUGGGGAAGAGGCCUUUGCUGCCCUCUCAACUCAGCCCUCCACAAGGCAACCCUAGGCAUCUACUUGUAAACUAUUCCGAGACCCAGAUCCCUUGAUGCAGAUGGAGAUCAUGGUACUUGGGUCACUGCAUGGUUGCAUGGGCUCUUCCCCAGGGACUCGCCUUCUGGGUUCUCCUAACUCUCAGGACUCCUCCCUUGCCCAACCCAGCCUAAGGUCCAGGGUCUCCUGACAGCACCUGGAUAUUGGCCUUAUUUAUUGCUAGAAGCUCCUGGCUGCCCAGAGCUCAGCACAGGAGGCUUCAGCCUGCUUUCAGAGAGGGUGACAGCUGGCAGAGUGGCUCGAAUGGUAGAGCACCUGCUUGGCAAGUGUAAGGUCCUGGGUUCAAACUCCAGUGGCUCAGAAAAAGAAAAAAGUUAUCUCUCAGAGAGGGUGACAAACUAGGUUUGGCCCACCCAGAUUCACUCCACUCUAUGUGAUUUCCACCCCCUCAUCUCUGGGAUCAGAUGAACUUGGGAGGAGGAUGGGUAGAAAAUAGAGGGUGAAGUCCUGCCUCUGCUGGAAGGCAGGGUGUGUGACUUUGGGGAAGUUAUUUAACUUCUCUGAGAUGGAGUGCCACCCCUCCCAAGUGAUAGGAAGUAAAAGGGGUGGGUGCAGGAAGGCUCUUAGCAAAGGGCCCAGCGGUUCAGUUCAGUGGUUUAUGUACUGACUCUUAUGGGCAGUACUGUGCCCUGAGCUCACUAUUUACUCUGUGACCUGAAAACAAGCUCUUUGCCUUCCAUAAGCCUCCUGAGGUAGGAUUGAAUGCCGCGUGCAGUGGUGCACUUAUAAUCUCACCUACUUGGGAGGCUGAGGCAGGAGGAUCAAAAGUUAGAAACAAGCCUGGGUAACUUAGCAAAACCCUAACAAAACUUUUUAUUUUCUCAGAGGGCUUAGGGGUAGAGCACUUACCUAGUAUGCUCAAGUCCUUGGGUUUAGCCUGUAGUACCGUACACACACACACCAAAAAAAAAAAAAAAGAAGGCUUCUUCCUGCCUCAAGUGCAAACUCCUGAUGCCCCAAAGCAUGUCCUGUGUUCGAGGUCUCUAUUAGGAGUCCCUCUCCUGUCAUCACCUGUCCAAGUCCUGCAGAUCUACUCCUGGAGCCACAAGAGCACGCAGAGCCAGGGCCAGGGAGAGCUUGGGUGACAUUCCUCCUGUUCACGCCCUGGCAGACGGCCAUCUGUGUACACCAAGUACACUGGGAUCCACAGUGGUGGCUCUGAUGCAGUUAGGGGGAUGGUAACACCCAGGCCUCUAGGGACUCCGACUGCUCCUGCUCAAAGGGGUCACUAAGCCUGCAGCACCACCUAGGGGCAUCUGGAGUGUCUGCACUACUGCGGGGCAGGUUGUGCUUCAUGCUGCCCCUGGCGGUGACCUAGAGAAGCGUGAUGUCCCUUGUGCAAACAUGGAGUUACUCAAUAACUUGUUUAAAGAUCCCUUGGGGAGACCCCCUGCCCUCAUGUAUCUACCUAGGUCAUGGCAGGUCAUGUUUGCCCUUAUCUUCCUCUGUCCCUCAUUAGAGCCACUAGGAAUGGGCUACCUCCAACUCCUCAGCGAGGACCCCUCUUCCAUUUUCUGUAGGUCUCUUCCUAUUUAGUCAAAGAGCAAAGAUUAGGAAACAGAGCCCAGAUUUCUGAAAAGACCAGAGAAAGGCCUUGGUGGUGCCUCUGGGAAACCUCGCCUCCCCUUUUCUGUACAAGAGUCCCAAGCCCGGAAAUAAGCGAACCAGACUUGUGUGUUUGUUCUCCAAUCAACCAACAUCUAAGUCUCCUGUGAUCCAGUUCAGGAGAACCAGCCCCUCCUGUCAUUUGGGAGCAGCUGUCCACAAGGGGGCAGACAAUGUCUUUGUGACUGGACAGGUUGUGGGUCUCUCCCAUGCACACCUUCUGCACGUGCUGUCCUGGAACACCUUGCUCGAGGAACACCUUGCUCGACACCACCAGUAUCCAAGCUCCAGGCUCCUGUUGAUACUUCUCUCUAACAUACUUGCUCUUGAACCAGAUGGUUUGGAAGAAAGUCCUAACUGCUUUCAAAGUCCAAAGAAAAGCAUUUAUGAUGGUAGAGGGCAGAAGGGCCAUGUUGGUAAUAUCUAGCACACUAGGGGGUCAUGUGUUCAUGAGAAGCCAGUCUGGUUAGAAAGGUAAAAUCCCACCAAAAGAGUACUUGGCAGCCAGGGCCUGGGCAAGCCUUCCCCUACUAUUCAUGGAUGGACACCAAGUACACUGGGAUCCACAGUUGACUGGUCCAUCUCAGACAUUAGAACAGCUGUCCCCCAGGGCACUCAUCUUGGGGACAGCAUAACUAGGCCAGCUAUGGCAGCCUGAGCACAGCCCAGGUAGCUGCCACCUUUGCCCUGCCCCUUCUUGCCAAAGGCCUUCUCUCCCCUCCUAGAGGACCCAGAGGGCUCCAAGUGUCCACCUGGGCAUCUAAGGAACUUGCCAUGCUGCAGACUUCCUUUGGGCCUCCAGCUCCACAGCCCAGGCUGCUCAGCCAGCCCUGUCUCAGAGCCUGGCACCCUGUACGUGACCACACCACUGCAGAACUGAUAGAGCUAUCUCUGUAGCCACCCUGGUAUGGGUGAGCUCUUAUCUCCUCUGCCCAGACUGGCUGUCCCCCCACUGUUCACACCUACUCAGGCCAGCCAAGAGCCUCCUGCAAACAGCCUGACAUUUGAUAGAAUGGAUGUGGGGGAAGAGAUGGCCAGGCAGACUGGGUUGGGAACAGGAAUCCACAUGCAAGCCUAAUUCAGCUGGUGUCACUGUGUGGUCUUAGGGCAGUCCUUUGCCCUCUCUGGCCUCAGCUUCCUGGGUUAUGAAUGAAGGUGUCAAGGUUUGGUCGCUCAGGCCUUACAAUUUUGGUAGGGGGUAGAAACCCACACUUCUGGGGGUGUUGAUCAAAAAUCUCAGUUGAGUACCAGGACAAGAGAAGGGUCAUUAGGCAGAGAGCAGGUAUGGCUGUCCCCAGCUUCUUGACCCAAGGGUAGUGCUCAAGGGCAGGGUAGGGGCUGGAGGUGUCACAGGUCAAGGGGAAGCCACAGGGGACAUCAAGUGCCCAUGGAUCUGGGCCCAGAUUUGCCUGGUGUCCUCAAAGCUGAGCAUCCACCUAACCCUAAGUCUCCCCACUCCCUGGGUCCCUGGCUGUCCCAGACAAUAGCCCCUGGAGUCCCAGUUAGCAGAGCCCAACCUGGGAGUCAGGGGUGCCAGGCUGGACCUGGUAGAACACAGCACAGGUGAGUGUUCUCCAAGGCCUCCUGUAGGCCUACCUGGGGUGAGGCUGAGGACUCACAGAUGUUGAGAAAUGUCAGUGUCCUUGGAGUCCUCUGGCCCAGCAGUUUUGUUGCUCAGAUGCAGAAACUGUGGCCCAAAGGGUGGGGGAAGCAAAGGACUCCCCCAGGGCCACUUAGUGAGUCAGCAUCAAUCUCUCCCUCCUGGCUUGGGGCAUCACACAUAUCCCACUGGCCCACUGUCUGUCCCUGCCUGGCUAGACUCAGGCCACUUAGCCCCCUGCCUCAGUCCUGCUGGGAGGUACUGCAAGGCCAGUAGGAGCUGAGGUGUUGGCUACCCUAUGCCUCUUGGUUCUUAUCUGGCACACCCAGCUAGCUGAGCCAGACCACAGCUAGCUAGCUGAUCAGAGAGCAGCAUGGAUCCAGUGGAGCACCAAGUGCCUCUGGUGUAUCCUUCAGACUUAUCUGCGGCUCCGGGGAUCAUACCUGGGACCUGGUCCCCACAACCUUGCCUAUGACUACGUGACCCAGGCUGGAAUGGUAUCAGCCUCCCCCAGGCUGUGGGGACUGAUUGAGCCACAGCCUGGGAACAGCAUGGAAACAUCAGUCUCCAGGGUCUUCUGCAGCACCUUUGAAGGACUGGGGUUGUUUGCCUCCAUGGCCUUCCUCCAGCCCAGCCUCCCUCCCUGCUGGGAGGGCCUCCCCUGGCCCCCAAUACCACACCCCCAAUAUUAGCACGCAGGGAAGAAUACUAGUCAGCCAUUGAUCUUACUACAAGAAAGUGAGAAUAAAAUUACUUCUUUUAUUUCCCAAAAAUGUAGGGGUAGGGAAGCAAAGUGAUAAAAAUUAACAUCAGUUCUCUGUGGAUUCAUUCUGACUCUGGGGGAAGAUACAGUAGCUGGUUGAAGGAGAUUGUUGUCAUGGUAUCCUGGAGGUCUCUCAAUGCCAGCUGGUCUCUCCUGGCUGGCCAGAGCUGGGGCAUCUAGAAGGCUUCCCCAAAAGGCCCCCACUGAAUCAUGUGUGCCCGGGCUCUCCCCUGAAUCUAAAUAUUGGUUAGUGAGUUAGAUCUGAGAAUGUCGCAGCUUAGUUGCCUCCCAGUGCAUCAGACAUCCCCCUUCCCUCACACUUCCUAGUACCCUCAGCUGCCCUGUCCCC